Messenger RNA from Daucus carota subsp. sativus, 769 nucleotides. Its product is annotated as ethylene-responsive transcription factor ERF003. Gene Ontology annotation, biological process: regulation of DNA-templated transcription. The transcript has 2 exons. The coding region runs from base 92 to 619 and encodes 175 amino acids. NCBI's taxonomy places the organism in Eukaryota, Viridiplantae, Streptophyta, Magnoliopsida, Apiales, Apiaceae. The record is from RefSeq and is a predicted model, not a curated record. Gene Ontology annotation, molecular function: DNA-binding transcription factor activity; DNA binding.
CAUUGAUCUCCCUCCAUGUUAGAAUCUCAGUGUCAUAAUACAGUCUCACAAAGUUUCAUCAACAACUUAUAUUUGUGCUAGCUCCACCAGUAUGACCAGGCCUCAGCAAAGAUACAGGGGAGUUCGGCAGAGGCAUUGGGGCUCUUGGGUCUCAGAAAUUCGCCACCCUUUGCUGAAGACUAGAAUUUGGCUGGGAACAUUCGAGACAGCAGAGGAUGCAGCACGAGCCUACGACGAAGCAGCUAGGCUUAUGUGCGGGGCAAGAGCCAGAACCAAUUUCGCGUACAAUGCAAGUGAGUCUCAGUCAUCAACAAGCAAGCUUUUGUCAGCAACUCUAAGAGCAAAACUGCAAAAAUGUCACAUGGCCUCUCUUCAAAUGACCAGAAAGUCUGCAGGCCGAGACACGAACCAAGAAGCUCAGUCUCCUGUUUCUGAUGCCGGAGGAGAAGGCAUCAUUGUCCCGAGGGACCGGGACAAUACUGUUGGCUGCAGCAAUGGUGAUAAAGGGGAAAAUGUACAGCAGUUCACUUCACUUGAAGAUGAUGAUCACAUAGAGCAAAUGAUCCAAGAGUUGCUUCAUUAUGGUUCUGUUGAACUUUGUUCUGUUAUGGAUUGCUAGCCCUUUUUAUCAAUGCCCUGGCCUUCUUUCUUAUGAUAUAUAACUUUGCAAUUCGAGUAAUCAGUAGCUCAUGGACUCUUACUUAGUAGUGUAAUGUUGAAGAUUCAUGAAGGCAAGUUAAUUAUAAUUACUUAAUCUUUAGUUUGUGAA